Molecule: messenger RNA, 1611 nt
Organism: Acanthamoeba castellanii str. Neff
Lineage: Eukaryota; Discosea; Longamoebia; Acanthamoebidae
Product: ATPdependent RNA helicase DBP2, putative
Exons: 8
Cellular component (GO): nucleus; ribonucleoprotein complex; cytoplasm
Molecular function (GO): RNA binding; ATP binding; RNA helicase activity
Source: RefSeq, a predicted model, not a curated record
GGCUAUUCCCCCGCUUCAUCCACAUCUUCAACCUACCGAGGGGACGACUCGGGAAGUGCCGCCAGCGGCAGCUUCUUUGAUCGCAUCAAGAAUUCGCGAUUUGAAGAUCUUGUAGGAUCACUGGCGAAGCCCAAAUGGGAGGCCAAGGCCGGCAAGCUGGCCCACUUCAAGAAGGACUUCUACGUCGAACACCCGGACGUGGCAAGCAUGCCAGAGGCCGAGGUGGCUCGCAUCCUCGAGGAAGCACAGAUCAAGGUGGUCGACAUCAAGCCCGGCGCCACUCCGCCGCCGCGCCCCAUCGUCGAAUUCUCACAGGCCGGCCUGCCGCGCGCCAUGGUCGAUCGCCUCUCGCGCAACGGCAUCACCCGGCCCUCAUCCAUCCAGACGCAGGCCAUCCCCAUCGCCCUCUCCGGGCGCGACAUGGUGGGCCGCGCGCAGACCGGGUCGGGCAAGACGCUCGCCUUUGCCCUGCCGGCGUGCGUGCACAUCGGCGCCCAGCCGCCGCUCCGCUCGGGCGACGGACCCGUGGGCCUGGUGCUGGCGCCCACCCGCGAGCUUGCGCUUCAAAUUCAGGCCGAGGUGGCCCGCUACGCGCUGCUCCCCGACGGCUCGCCGCUCCGCUCGGCGUGCGUCUACGGCGGCGCCUCCAAGGUUCCCCAGAUCAAGGACCUCCGACGCGGCGUGCACAUGUUGAUUGCGACGCCCGGCCGUCUGCUCGAUCUGCUUCAGAUGGGCGUGACCAACCUGGAGCGAGUCACCUACCUCGUCAUGGACGAGGCCGAUCGCAUGCUCGACAUGGGCUUCGAGCAGCAGAUUCGUGCCAUUGUUGACCAGAUCCGUCCCGACCGCCAGACGCUCAUGUGGAGCGCCACGUGGCCGAAGGAGGUGGAGUCGCUGGCGCAGGACUACCUCAACACGCCCACCACCGUCACCGUGGGCAGCACCGAGCUCUCCGCCAACCCCGACAUCACGCAAAUCAUCGACUACUGCCGCCCCGUCGAGAAGAAGCCCAAGCUGCUGGCUCUGAUGGACGAGCUGCACAAGGCGGGACACAAGACGCUCAUUUUUGUGAACACCAAGGUGUCGGCCGAGCUCUUGAGCGAUGAGCUCAGGGCCAAGGGCAUGAAGGCCGCCGCCAUCCAUGGCGACAAGACCCAGGUCAUGCGCGAAAACGUCCUCUACCAGUUUAAGCGUGGCCACGUCGACUUCCUCAUCGCCACCGAUGUGGCCGCCCGAGGCCUUGACGUCAAGAACAUCGAGUGCGUGGUCAACUUCGACUUCCCCGGUAAUCUGGAGGACUACGUGCACCGCAUUGGCCGUACGGGCCGAGCUGGCGCCAAGGGCACCGCCUACAGCUUCCUCACCAAUUCGCACGACAAGAUGAUCCCCAAGCUGGUGAAGAUCCUCAAGCAGGCCAAGCAGGAGAUCGACCCGACGUUGUUGGAGAUGGCGGCCAGAGCGUCAUCGGGCCAGUCCUUCCACGAGACGCCGUCCUUCGGCCAGCGACGAGCCCCGCCAGGCGGAAACACGCGUCGCGACUUCGGUCGCGGCGGGGAGCGAAAGCUCAAGUACGCCAUCAACAGCCGCGGGUGGAGUGCCGACCACCAGUGA